Pocillopora meandrina is the source of this 1873-nucleotide messenger RNA. NCBI's taxonomy places the organism in Eukaryota, Metazoa, Cnidaria, Anthozoa, Scleractinia, Pocilloporidae. The record is from the annotation of a GenBank genome assembly.
AUGAUUGCGACGACAAACUCAACAGAGGGUGGAACACAGACGGACACAUAUCAAGUAUCGCCGUGUUCCCCCUCCUUGUUAGUUGGGUUACAACCACAAUUGAUUUCUUUCUCAGCAGUUAACAUUCUCCUCUCCAUCACAGCAUUUCUUGGGAAUUUUCUAAUCCUUGUUGCCCUUAACAAAGAAACUUCCCUUCAUCCACCGUCCAAACUCUUGUAUCGUUGUCUGGCAACAACUGAUCUGUUGGUUGGUAUUGUUACCCAGCCUCUUUAUGCUACUUAUUGGCUGUCCUUGGUUCACGAACACUGGAGUCUUUGUCGAUACGUAAGGAACGUAGUCAACAUAUCAAGCUUUGCAUUAUGUUCAGUGUCUUUGUUGACGCUGACGGCCAUAAGCGUGGACAGACUUCUCGCUCUAUUGUUAGGAAUAAGACACAGAGCAAUAUUAACUGUAGAGCGAACACGCAUCCUUACAGCUACGUUUUGGGUUAUAUCCGUCGCCUCUGGAUCAUUUUCCGUCACACAUACUCGAAUAAGCAUUUGGUACGCUAUUAUACUUAUACUGUCAUGCUCAGUGAUCUCAAUCGCCUCGUACACAAAGAUUUUUCGCACUCUUAGUCAUUAUCAGGCUGAAGUACAAGAUCAUGCUCAACAACAGCCGAGCCAAACAACUGCACUAAACAUGGAAAGAUACAGGAAGGUAGUGAGCAGUGCACUGUUGAUGCAGUUAGCAUUAGUUGUUUGUUAUGCACCAAAACUUAUAAUUCUGGUUGUGAAGAUUUAUAGAAAAAAAACUUAUUCUUCACAUGUACUCGUUGUUAAUGGAAUUACAAGUAUUUUAACAUAUUUUAACUCCACUUUGAACCCGUUUCUUUACUGCUGGAAAUCAAAGAAGUAAGACAAGAAGUAAAGCAAACAGUCCGACAAGCACUCUGCUUUCCAUGGACUUAGAUAUAUUUUCUCGGAGUCGUCAGACUUGUAUCAAUCAGGCGUAAUCUGAAGGGAAAGAGAAAAAAGAUAGAAUGAAACAGAGGGGAAUUUUUCAGCAUCUAUUGCUUUAGUGUUUACCUAUUUAUGCUGAUAAAUAUCAGAUAAAACCACAGCCAUUGUUAAGUAUUCUAACCCUGUCGGCAAAAACAACAAUUGAAAGGUAGAAUUAAUAUCGCCCAAACGCCGAGAGAUACUAUCUGUUUGACUUUCCUCCGACAUUCUGUAUUCUUGUUGCUUGUUUUCUUGUAAAAUCAGUCGUCGCUGACAGAGAUCAAUGGGGAGUCUAAAAAACGCGGAAAAUUGGCCGUCGCGGUUUCCAAGAUGGCUUUCUUUUUGAGGAUAGAUCGUUUGUCCGAAGGGCAAAAACAGUAAGAUAGAAUUAACACAUAUCGAACAUUCUAAAAUAGAUUUUAAGAUCACAACCAGCUGCCGCUCGAAUGAGACUGAGUAAAAUUUAGGAGGAUGGAAUAAUGAAUAAACAUUGAAAUGGUUUUCUAAGGUUGUGAUGGUUUAGUCAAGUAACAUAUUGCACCUGUCAUGGUUCCUUUUAUAAUUUCUGAUCAGAUGCGACAAGAGGAGGAGAAAUACCUGGGCGAUGUUUCCAAAUGGUAAAACAAAACGUUAAACAUUUUCUUAAAAGUGCUUGACAUCUCGAGCCAUAUGUUAUUCUUCGCGUGGCAUGAACAUUUUGCGGGAGUUUUAUCUAUGUCCGUCUCUACAUGACGGACAUUCCGAAUAAAAAAUGAUUCAUUCGAUUCUCGGUUUCAUCGGUGAAACAUCAGCCUGAGGGCGGAUGUUCUACUGCAAGGACAGAAAGGAAGAAAGAAGGAAUAAAUAAUUUGGUUUCCUUUUUCGUUUUGUUUUAUGUGGAAAGUUUUUGUUGA